AUGGACUCCCCUAAACCUCCCACGAUCGUGGAGGAGCUGACCUGUGCCACCGGGGAUGGCAGUGCCUACAGGGGAACCAUCUCCGUGACAGGAUCAGGGAAGACCUGCCAGCUCUGGGCCUCUCAGAAUCCACACGAGCAUUCCAGGACGCCAGAGAAGUACCCGUGCAAGGGGCUUAAAUCGAAUUACUGCAGAAAUCCUGACAAUGAGAGAAUGCCUUGGUGCUACACGACGGACCCCGGCACUCGAUGGGAGUACUGCAAGGUGCCGACCUGUGGAAAUGAGCAUGUCCCAGCCCGUCUGAAGUGCGGACAGGCCAAGGUGAAGCCUGGGAAGUGCUUUAACCGAAUUGUUGGAGGAUGUGAAUCCUGUACUGAUCCUUGUACUGAUGACUGACAACAAGAGGGAGAUGGAGUUCAAAGCCUGGCUUCAAAAUACUACAAAAGGGUAUCAAUUUCAUCGAAGCUCGCAAAACCAACAAUUUUGCACUAAUCAAUUCAGCGCAAGCUGAAGAAUCACAUUAACGUCUCCAUGCGUUUAUGCAGUCAGUUGCUGCCACAUAAUUGGCGGAUUAAAUAUUUGCUUUAACAAGCUGCUGCACAGGUCUACCUAAUAAAGUGAUCAAUGAGUGUGUAUACCAGGAAUGACCAAGUAUACUGGUUGGUAUGUCUAUUGAGAUAAAGACAACACAAAGUU
This is a messenger RNA of Conger conger (European conger), 696 nucleotides long. Its product is annotated as putative apolipoprotein(a)-like protein 2. The transcript has 4 exons. The coding region runs from base 1 to 396 and encodes 131 amino acids. Gene Ontology annotation, biological process: proteolysis. Lineage: Eukaryota; Metazoa; Chordata; Actinopteri; Anguilliformes; Congridae. Gene Ontology annotation, molecular function: endopeptidase activity; signaling receptor binding. Gene Ontology annotation, cellular component: extrinsic component of plasma membrane. The record is from RefSeq and is a predicted model, not a curated record.